GAGGGAGCGAGACUGGAGUCGCGGGCGCACGCGGAGCUGCAGUGCGCUAUCCGUAGUGCUGAACAGCCGCACUGCCUUUCCCAGCUAUUCUCCCCACCGCCAGAGCUGGCAAUUCGGAUCAAGUAGUAGAGGUGAGGGCGACCCAUCAGCACCUCCAGCCAGGUUUACCGGAAGCCACUUCAGGAACGUUUUGGGGGCUUAAAAAAAGAACCUGCACGUUCCGGGGAAUCAGAAGUACUUUGAAAAAGAAGAUGGUCUUUCCAGCCCAUGGGAGAUGCCCUCAAAGUUGAAGCAAGUGAGAAAGGGAGAGGCCGGUUGGAUGGAUCAAAGUGACUUAAAUACAGAUUGGUGGUAUCUCAAUAAAUGCUGUCUGAAUGUACACUCUUGCAGCCUCCAAGAUUGUAUUGAAGGCAGCUGGCCUCUGUUUUCCUGCCCUUGCUUCAAGUAGCUUUUCAGAUACAUCUGGCACACAAGAAGGCAACUUCCACAAAGAAUCUAGGAGACCCAACAGAGAAGAACUAUCUAUGUUGGUCAUGUGUCAUUGAAUGAGUUUUAUCUCCAGGCCCCCUCAACUAAAAGGGAGCAAGGAGUGGAGUGAGGGAGGAUGGCCAUUUGUAAAGAGAUCACAUACUCCAUUGGGAAUCCUUCAGGAAGAAGACAACACCAGAUUCUGCCGGCCUUACCUACCAUACCUCACUAUUACUGAAAUGGAUUGAAUGCAUUUUCUCACUGCUAGCCUUUGGUUCAGAUAACAGCAGGAAUACAAAGAAUGUGGCCAAGUGGAGCUAUCUGGGUUGGGAAAGUAAAGCCAUUUCUUACGCCAGUGAAGUCAAGAGGUCAACGUUGAACUGCAAGAAUGACAGAACCCCCAGCAUGGCUCUAAAAAAAUAUGUGUGCCUAGGGUGAUGUGGGGGAGCCCUGUGGAAUACAGAUAGGUGGAAUUCUGUGUUGACAUUGAACAUGACAAGCCAAGAUUAAUGACUCAGAAAAGAAAGCCAUCCAAAGAAGGACCCAAGUUUUCCUCUUGGACUCUUUAACUGGGUGGUAGCUCCAUGCCGGUGUCUCCAAUGAGGUGUUGGCCGCUGUCCAUCACCUCUAUGGUGCUGAAAUUUGGAUGAUGUCUAUCAGGAGAUCUCAGGGCUGCUGCUGCGUGUCGCAUUUCAACGAGGACAAUGGUAGGUUUGUCCUCUUAGCGGUGCUCAUCAUAGCAUACCUGACAGCUGGAGCCACCAUCUUCUCAGCCAUUGAGAGCCCAUCUGAAGCAGAAGCUUUGCAGCGUUGGAACUGGACCCUGCAGAACUUCAGCCAGAUCUUCAACAUUAGCCUCCCUGAGCUACGGGCCUUUUUAAGAAGUUAUGAGGCAGCCAUGGCUGCCGGCAUCAGAGCAGAUGCCCUCCGACCAAGAUGGGAUUUCACAGGAGCUUUCUAUUUUGUGGGCACAGUAGUGUCAACUAUAGGUUUCGGGAUGUCCACACCGGCAACGGUCGCUGGCAAAGCCUUCCUCAUUGUUUAUGGUCUCUUUGGGUGUGCUGCAACAAUCCUCUUCUUCAACCUCUUCCUGGAGCGCAUCAUCUCCCUGCUCGCUUUGGUGAUGAAGGCUUGCCAUGAGAGGCAGCUGAGGAGGAGCGGCCUUCUACCUCCAACCUGCCGAAGGGGCUCAUCCAUGUCCGACGUCGACAGCCUGAUUGGGUGGAAGCCAUCAGUCUAUCACGUGAUGCUGAUCCUGGGAAUCCUUGCCAUUACUAUUGCUUGCUGUGCCUCAGCCAUGUACACCGCCGUGGAAGGGUGGAAUUACAUUGACUCCUUGUACUACUGUUUCGUCACCUUCAGCACCAUCGGGUUUGGUGACCUGGUGAGCAGCCAAAACGCCGUUUACCGAAAUCAGGGAUUAUACAGAUUCGGAAACUUCAUGUUUAUAUUGAUGGGGGUCUGCUGCAUCUACUCCCUUUUUAACGUCAUCUCGAUUGUAAUCAAGCAGGUUUUAAAUUGGAUGCUCAGAAAGUUCCGGUGUCGGUGCUGCCCAGAUUGCCAUAAACCGACCGCUCGCCUUGGGCGCCGAAACGCCAUCACACCGGGGUCCCGGUUCCGCCGGCACAACAUCUCUAUGGAGACGGACGGACAGUACGACAGCGACACGGAGGGGAGGCGGCUUUCGGGUGAGAUGAUCUCCAUGAGGGAUCUCACCGCCUCCAACAAAGUCUCCCUGGCCCUCCUGCAAAAGCAGUUGUCCGAGACGGCCAAUGGCUACCCUCGGAACGUCUGCAUAAACACAAGGCAAAAUGGCUUCUCGGGAGGAGUGGGCGCUCUAGCUAUCAUGAACAAUAGACUGGCAGAGACAAGUGACUCUAGGUAG
This is a messenger RNA of Zootoca vivipara (common lizard), 2353 nucleotides long. RefSeq names its product potassium two pore domain channel subfamily K member 12 (gene KCNK12). The record is from RefSeq and is a predicted model, not a curated record. Gene Ontology annotation, cellular component: plasma membrane. Gene Ontology annotation, biological process: potassium ion transmembrane transport; stabilization of membrane potential. Gene Ontology annotation, molecular function: outward rectifier potassium channel activity; potassium ion leak channel activity. NCBI's taxonomy places the organism in Eukaryota, Metazoa, Chordata, Lepidosauria, Squamata, Lacertidae.